AUGACAUCUCCAGGCUUCAGUGUGGACCAGCUGAUGGAGUUGGCUGGGCUUUCAGUUGCUUGCGCAGUUGCUACAGCCUUCCCGCGCGAGAAGUAUGAGGCAAGACCAUCUGUGCUUCUUGUUUGCGGUCCUGGCAACAAUGGAGGUGAUGGCUUGGUGGCCGCGCGACACCUUUACCACUUCGGGUACGAGGCCCACGUGAUUUACCCCAAGCCCAAUGUCAAGGAACAGCUCUUUGCUAACUUGCGCACCCAAUUGGAGCAACUGUCGGUACCAGUCGAAGCAGCUUUGCCGGAUUCUCUUGACCGAUACUGCGCAGUGGUCGAUGCCAUUUUCGGAUUCUCCUUCAGCGGCGCAGUGCGUGCGCCCUUCGACGACAUCAUCAGGAGACUGUCAAGCUCUGGCAGCCCACCUGUGCUUUCAGUCGACAUCCCCUCUGGCUGGGAUGUUGAGAAGGGUCCUCCAACGGAGGGGCCAGCCUUACAACCAGGUCCUCCCGUUGCUGCAAAUUGUUGGCUCAGUGCGCUGUGCUUGUGGUUUUGCUGGGCAGCUUUGUCACGUGUGAACAAACGUUGCCGACCACCGUGGCUCAAGGGGUACUGACUUCGAUUGACUUAGAG
Molecule: messenger RNA, 620 nt
Organism: Durusdinium trenchii
Lineage: Eukaryota; Dinophyceae; Suessiales; Symbiodiniaceae
Source: the annotation of a GenBank genome assembly